Molecule: messenger RNA, 865 nt
Organism: Suncus etruscus (white-toothed pygmy shrew)
Lineage: Eukaryota; Metazoa; Chordata; Mammalia; Eulipotyphla; Soricidae
Gene: ZNF428
Product: zinc finger protein 428
Source: RefSeq, a predicted model, not a curated record
UUCUUUCCAGCCAGCAUUAGAAACUUGUGAUUGAAGUUGUAACUGAAGAGCUGGCUGGGGAGGAGACAUUGCCAGCUGCUGCUGUUCCUGUCUGCGGUCCCCUCCUCCGGCCAUGACAGAGACCCGUGAACCAGCAGAGACUGGAGGCUAUGCCAGCUUGGAAGAAGAUGAUGAGGACCUCUCUCCAGGUCCUGAGCGGUCCUCUGACUCGGAAUACACCCUCUCAGAGCCGGACUCAGAAGAGGAUGAGGAGGAAGAGGAGGAGGAGGAGGAGACUACCGAUGACCCUGAAUAUGAUCCCGGCUACAAGGUGAAGCAACGUCUGGGGGGGGGCCGAGGGGGCCCAUCCCGCCGCGCCCCCCGUGCGGCCCAGCCUCCAGGGCCCCCUGCCCAGCCUUGCCAGCUCUGUGGCCGAUCACUCCUUGGGGAGGCACCGCCAGGCACCCCACCUUGCCGACUCUGUGGCCCCGCUUCAGCUCCCCAGGAAGCACCGGCCCCUGAAGUCCAGGCUCUCGGGGAGGAAGAGGAGGAGCUGCCUCGGGCUGGGGAGGGUCGGUCCACAGGGAGGGAAGAGGAGGAAGACGAGGAGGAAGACGAGGAGGGCACAUACCAGUGUACCGAGUGCGAAGAUUCCUUCGACAACCUUGGGGAGCUGCAUGGCCACUUUAUGCUGCAUGCUCGGGGGGAGGUGUAGGAAGAGCCUCUUGCCCCUAGGGAGCUUGGCAGAAGGACUGGGUGGGUGCACAGCCGAGGAAACUGAGCUGUUCUCUGUGGUUGGGGGUGGGGGGAGUCGAUGUACCGCCCAUUUGUGUUGUUAUAGCAGUAGAUGUGUGAAGGCCAGAAUAAAAGCCAAAUUUUGUGUCAG